Messenger RNA from Equus caballus (horse), 1978 nucleotides. RefSeq names its product SHOX homeobox (gene SHOX). Gene Ontology annotation, molecular function: DNA-binding transcription factor activity, RNA polymerase II-specific; sequence-specific double-stranded DNA binding. Gene Ontology annotation, cellular component: nucleus. NCBI's taxonomy places the organism in Eukaryota, Metazoa, Chordata, Mammalia, Perissodactyla, Equidae. Gene Ontology annotation, biological process: regulation of transcription by RNA polymerase II. The record is from RefSeq and is a predicted model, not a curated record.
AUUGCUGCAGACACACAAGUCUGGGGGUUGGGCCGACGUACCGGUGUAUAAAUAGUGUGAUCUCAAAUUGAAGGCAUAAAUACCAACAGGAGGAGAGCUACCCUCACACCGACCGGCUUCUCCGCGCCGGGGAGGCGCGCGGACCCCAGCCCGGCUCCCAGCCAGCCCCCCGCCGAGCCCCGCCGAGCCCCAUCUCUCCCCUCACCACCACCCCCGCCGCCCCGGGAGCAGCCAUGGAAGAGCUGACCGCUUUUGUAUCCAAAUCUUUUGACCAGAAAAACAAGGAAAGCGGCUGCGGAGGCGGCGGCGGCGGCGGCGGCGGCGGGGGCAAGAAGGACUCCAUUACCUACAGAGAAGUUUUGGAGAGCGGACUGGCGCGCUCCCGGGAGCUGGGGAGCUCGGAAUCCAGCCUCCAGGACAUUACGGAGGGCAGCGGCCACUGUCCGGUGCAUUUGUUCAAGGAGCACGUGGACAACGACAAGGAGAAACUGAAGGAGUUCGGCACGGGGAGGGCCGCGGAAGGUAUCUACGACUGCAAGGAGAAGCGCGAAGACGUGAAGUCGGAGGACGAGGACGGGCAGACGAAGCUGAAACAGCGGCGGAGCCGCACCAACUUCACGCUGGAGCAGCUGAACGAGCUGGAGCGGCUGUUCGACGAGACGCACUACCCGGACGCCUUCAUGCGCGAGGAGCUCAGCCAGCGCCUGGGGCUCUCGGAGGCGCGCGUGCAGGUUUGGUUCCAGAACCGGAGGGCCAAAUGCCGAAAGCAAGAAAAUCAGAUGCAUAAAGGCGUGAUCCUAGGCACGGCCAGCCACCUGGACGCGUGCAGGGUGGCGCCCUACGUGAACAUGGGCGCCCUGCGGAUGCCGUUCCAACAGGUCCAGGCGCAGCUGCAGCUGGAAGGCGUGGCGCACGCGCACCCGCACCUGCACCCGCACCUGGCGGCGCACGCGCCUUACCUGAUGUUCCCGCCGCCCCCCUUCGGGCUGCCCAUCGCGUCGCUGGCCGAGUCCGCGUCCGCCGCCGCCGUGGUGGCCGCCGCCGCCAAGAGCAACAGCAAGAACUCCAGCAUCGCCGACCUGCGGCUCAAGGCGCGCAAGCACGCCGAGGCCCUGGGGCUCUGACCCGCCCGCCGCCCUGGGCCCGUUGCCCACGCCGCGCACUGCGUCCUGCACUCAAACCCGCCCGCGUCCCCCACACCCCCGACGGCUGCAUAGACCGCCCGGGCGGGCCUGGAGAGGGGGCCUCCCGGGACCGCACGACCCCGCCAGACCCCCCGCAGAGCGUGUGCGGAAAAUCGAGAGACAGAGAGAGACACACAGCAGGAGCCGGCCGCUCAGACCGCCCAGCGCAGCCGUCCACGCAGCACGGCGUCCUGGGCUCCCCCCGCGCGCCUCGUGCAGCCCCGUGCGCGCGCCCCUGUCCGCCGCGGGCGUCUCUCCCCUGUGCAUGCGGCCUCGUCCACACCCUGCGAACAUCAAAGAGUCUAUUAAAAAACAAAAAAACCCCAAAAAACAGAAAAACCCACAAGAUCUGGGGCUGGGCUCCGCCGAAGAUGCCGAUGCUGGAUCGCCAAGCGUUUUCUUCACCGCCACGAACUCGCUUUCGCCCCAGGAGCGGCACGCGCCGUGUGGAGAUUAUUAUUAUUAUUAUUAUUAUUUGCAAAAUGCAAAAAAAAAAAAAAUUGCUCCCCCUCCCCACCCCGCCGGCCCCAAAGGCAGCAAUAACGAAACGCCUCUGAGGACCUCGCCGAGGUGGGGGUGCGGGUGGUGCCGGGGAAGCUCCCACGUGGGACCCGUCUGGGGGGGAUACCUGACUUCUGCGCAUGCGCACGGUCUGCGCCAAGGCAGCACCGCCUUGCUCGAUUUUCCGGUCUUUGAUGCCCCCCCCCCCAAGUUGAGCUUUUUUUUUUUUUUUAAUUGCUGUUUUGCAGACGCAAAGGACAUACCUAGAGACACAGGGGCGCGCGCGGGGCGUG